Molecule: messenger RNA, 1069 nt
Organism: Durotheca rogersii
Lineage: Eukaryota; Fungi; Ascomycota; Sordariomycetes; Xylariales; Xylariaceae
Product: ribosomal biogenesis regulatory protein
Exons: 1
Coding region: 311-955 (214 amino acids)
Biological process (GO): ribosomal large subunit biogenesis; ribosomal large subunit export from nucleus; ribosome biogenesis
Cellular component (GO): preribosome, large subunit precursor; nucleus; nucleolus
Molecular function (GO): protein binding
Source: RefSeq, a predicted model, not a curated record
CGAGAUGCUCAGCAAUCGAUAAGCGAGCAAGAAAGGAGAUGAGAGAUAAAAGAUAUCUACAAGUUCCAACUUAUCGAUAAGUAUUUUCCCUCCAAGCAUCCAAAAUUUCUUGACUACCAGUUAAGCAGCAGAUAUCCUGCCCUAACCCAUCGUCAGCAGCAACAUCGCCGAACCACACCAAACCAGCCAAUUCUACGACACAACCGCGGCUCUGCAAUCCUACACGAGCUCCUGCCCCCCAGGCCGCGACCAGCCGGAAGAAGAAUAAAGCAGGCAAACCACCGGCUCGUCCGGGCAGCACCCGUCCGCCAUGGCCCCUCCGAAGCCCAAGCUCGACGUCGCCGUCAGCAAGCCGACGCCGUACACGUUCGACCUGGGACUACUACUCGCGAACGACCCGAACCCGAUCUUGACCUCUGCCAGCGCCUUGUCGGACGACGACGACGACGCCGACGGUGCCACCUCCAGCGCCUCGGCCCCCGCGGGCGCGGCCGGCCUCUCGCCGGCUUCGGCGCGCCGGGAAGCCCUGCUCGCAGCCGUCGCGCGCGACGGCGCGCAGGCGCUAGUGAACCAGCUGCUCACGACGGUGCCGCUGGCGGCGACGCGGGACGGGGUGCUGCUGUCGCUGCCGGCGCCGAGCACGCCGCUGCCGCGCGAGAAGCGGCUGCCGCCGCCGAAGGAGCCGACCAAGUGGGAGCGGUUCGCCGCGCGCAAGGGCAUCCGGCCCCAGACGCGCGAGCAGCGCCGCGCCAAGGCCCUGCGGUACAACGAGGCCGCCGGCCGCUGGGAGCGCACCUGGGGCUACGACAGGGCCGGCACCCACGCUCCCCGCCGCCGCGACGGCGCCGUCCCCCCGGACUGGCUCGUCGAGGUCGACGAGAAGAAGGAGCGCGAGGACAAGGAGGCGCGGGAAAAAGAUAGGAGGAAGAAGAAGAAGAAGAAGGGGAAGACCUAGGCCCGGAGAUGGAAAGGCAGGCUGGUGGGAAUGGACGACGAUGGCUCUUCGGCGACGCGGAGCGUACCGUGGGGCCGCUAGUUUGAUAUCCAUGCAUCCUGGCCCUACGAAAAA